This is a messenger RNA of Dovyalis caffra, 483 nucleotides long. The record is from the annotation of a GenBank genome assembly. Lineage: Eukaryota; Viridiplantae; Streptophyta; Magnoliopsida; Malpighiales; Salicaceae.
AUGGGGGAGAGAGAUGCAGACAAAACCUCAACGUCUCCUAGAAUCUUUUGCAUGAAACACCACGUUUCUAUCCUCGAUCCUACGGUAGUUCCUAAGGAUGUGUCCUGUGUUUUUCAAGGUAAGAUUAAGAUAGAGCACGACCAGUUCCACCCUGCCUGGUGUCUGCCUGUGAUUGUUGCUACCGUUAAAGACGCUAGUGAUUAUCCAGUUUCGGGGAGUGGUGGAACGGUGGCGCGAUGCUGUCGUGACACUAUGUUGGGUUUGACGACGGUGCAUAUAUAUUGGGUUUGUAGGUUGCAGCUUGAAGGUCUUGGCAUUGAACUUGGAUCCCAUACAAUAAUCCAUAAAGACAUCGGACGUAAAGGCAUUUUUGCAAAUGCUGGAAAAGUUUUCAUUGCAUUUGUAGAUGCCAUUAAAGCCCUUCACAAUUGCCAUUGUGGCUUGCCACCAAAGUCUCAAAACUUUGAAGGUAAAAUUGAAUGA